Acytostelium subglobosum LB1 is the source of this 192-nucleotide messenger RNA. RefSeq lists its product as hypothetical. Bases 1 to 192 code for a protein of 63 amino acids. Lineage: Eukaryota; Evosea; Eumycetozoa; Acytosteliales; Acytosteliaceae. The transcript has a single exon. The record is from RefSeq and is a predicted model, not a curated record.
AUGGGCCAGCCAAUGGUUGCCAUCCAACAAGCCCAGUCAGUUGCCUCGUCCCAGGGUGCCAGCUCAGUCCAGUCCAGCAACCACUUGGAGUGUGGAAGGAGAAGAAGAGUGAACAUCAACAUCUUUGUUGGAGGAGGUAUUGGUGGUGGCUGUGGAUGUGGAGGCUUUGGUGGUUUUGACGGCUUUGAUUAA